Messenger RNA from Oryzias melastigma (Indian medaka), 1546 nucleotides. It is a transcript of the gene mpzl3, whose product is annotated as myelin protein zero-like 3. The coding region runs from base 216 to 962 and encodes 248 amino acids. Gene Ontology annotation, cellular component: membrane. The record is from RefSeq and is a predicted model, not a curated record. The transcript has 6 exons. Lineage: Eukaryota; Metazoa; Chordata; Actinopteri; Beloniformes; Adrianichthyidae.
AUUCCUGAUCCUGCACUAACACGGAAGCCUAUCUGGCGCCACUUCCUGAUACACCUGCUUGGCAGGUAAGGAAGCCGUCACGUCGCGAGGGCAGGAAGGAACCGCCAAACUGAAUAUGGACAUAGUUUUUCCCAAACUGUGACGUAACUCUCGUUUUUUCUUUUCGUACCCUCCUUUUCUGGUCCCGAGCGUGGACCCGUGUUUUUAAGCUGGUCAUGAUGCGUGUUGGAGCCUCUGGACGGUUCAAAAUCCUCCCGGUUCCGAGUCUGCUGCUUCUGCUCGCUCCAUACCUGGUCUUCUCCAUAGAAGUGACGACCCCGGCAGAGCUCCACGCUGCUGUAGGUGAUGUUGUCACACUAAAAUGCUCGUUUCGCUCCACCAGCAGUCCCACCAGUAAGAUGACGGUCGACUGGAGUUACAGACCCCAGACUGGAGGGGCACCAGAAACGUUUUUCCACUUCUCAUCGCAAGUGUUUCCUCCAACGCAAGGCCAGUUUCUGGAUCGAAUCCGCUGGGAGGGAACCCCGUCACGCGGGGUCGCCUCCAUCUCGCUGAUUAAUGCCACACUAAAGGACAAUGGGACGUACACCUGCUCAGUCAGGAACCCUCCUGAUGUCCAUGGAUCUCCAACCUCGAGCAUUGUACUCACCGUCACACCCAAGAAGUCCAGCAUUCGCUUCUCCGAUGUCUCGGUCCUCAUCGCCUUCAUCCUCGUCCCCUCUGGAAUGCUCACCCUGAUUCUGAUUGGACGAAUGUACUGCUGCGGGAAUCGACACAGCCAAUCAGAAGCCUACAGAUCGAACAUUGAGGUCACGGAGGGGGUGGGGUAUGCGGCCGCCAGGGAAAAGGGACGAACAUGCUACGAACGAUGUCUGACGGAUUCAGAAGACGAGGAUUACUAUUACCACCAGAAAAAGAGGCAUCCUCAUGAUGACGAGGACUACGCUGACUCCCAAGUUUAACCAGCCUUCGGAAGAUGCUGCUGCUGCAUCCCAGUAGUGCCUGCUCGUAAAAUGUAAAUAUUACAAACCGACUGCCUUUUUAAGGGACGGACCAUUCACUCAUUCUGACAAAGGAGUUUACUUUUUGGGGAGAUCGUUUCAGAAAAAUCUCCAGCUUUCUAUUUUUACACUGCAGAGUAAAAAAUGUCCUUCUGCAAAACUAUGCACUGUUUUUGUCCUGCUGAGUCUGGACAAAAGGGAAUUUUGAAUUCCUGAAGUGCGGAUAAGAUACUUUCUGUUUACUCUGUCGACACUAUUUAAUCAGGUGCAAGCCGACCUUGAGCAUGGAAACACAGGGUGCUCGGAUAUUUUUGUAUCUUUUUAUGAUUUGAACUUCUGCAUGCAGCCUUUUUUUUGUGAUGUUGCUUUGUCUAAUUUAUUGCCUGCGUCAGAGCAGCUGGAUGGGUUGUUGUUGGACUGAACAUUUCUGUUCACGUCCUUGAGAGUAAGAGCGAAAGCAUAAGUGCUGAACUGUUGAACUCUGAGCAUUAGCUGUGACCACUUCUGUGUGUAGAUAACACUGUCUGUACAGUACAUUUCACAGU